AUGGACCAGAGGAUGUCUCGACAGGUACAGCGUGCUCUGCAGGUUCUGCUCCACAGAAGGGUUCGCAGGGAGGAGGCCCGAGAGUAUAUUGACACAUUUGAGAGGACGGACCGUAGAAGCCAAGUGCUGCAUGAGGACUUGGGAUUGGGCGAGCACAUUAGCUUCGCCAGAGAUAGCCUGGUGGAGAGCUACUUCAUGGCGGUGGGGAAGAUGCAUGAGCCACAGUUCUCACAGUACAGGAUGCAAUUCACCAGGGUCUCCUACUUGAUGGCCACCGUUGAGGACAUCUUCGGCGAGCAUCUGUCUGUUCAGGAGCUCGAAUGCUUUGUGCAAGUUGUUGAGAGGUGGGAUCUUCAAGCGGCAGAGCAGCUGCCACAGUCAUUGAGGGUCUUCUAUGCGGCUGUCUACAACACAACCAACCAGAUCAGCUACACUGUUCUUAGGAGGCAUGGCCGUGAUAUAACUUCACACAUGAGGAAAGCAUGGGUGAGAGUGUGCAGAGAUUACUUGGUUUCAGCAAGGUGGCACCGUGCCCGACAGACACCAAGGCUAGAGGAAUAUUUGAGCAACAUCCGGGAAGCCAUGACCAGCCCUAUUCUCCACCCUGCCUACUUCUUCCUCUCCCAAAACAUUGAGGAACAAUCCAUCCAGCAGCUGCAGUCUGAGUCCAACAUCAUCAACUUGUCAUCGAUGAUAGUUCGUCUCUCGGCUGACCUCCAGAGAUCCAGG
Messenger RNA from Nymphaea colorata (pocket water lily), 729 nucleotides. Its product is annotated as (-)-alpha-terpineol synthase. The transcript is spliced from 4 exons. The record is from RefSeq and is a predicted model, not a curated record. Gene Ontology annotation, molecular function: magnesium ion binding; terpene synthase activity. NCBI's taxonomy places the organism in Eukaryota, Viridiplantae, Streptophyta, Magnoliopsida, Nymphaeales, Nymphaeaceae. The annotation marks the transcript as partial.